Messenger RNA from Lactuca sativa (garden lettuce), 786 nucleotides. The record is from RefSeq and is a predicted model, not a curated record. Lineage: Eukaryota; Viridiplantae; Streptophyta; Magnoliopsida; Asterales; Asteraceae.
AUGACCACCACCUACCACCUACCAACAACCCAUCACCACCACCUACAACCCACCAACUACCAACUACCAUCCCCACCAUCAACCGCCACCCACCCACCACUACCCACCACCACCAUCACACACCACUACCAUCAAUCACAACCCGUUAAAACCACCCACCACCACAUCACCAAACCCCUCAUCUACCAUUCAUCACCAUUACCCACCACCACCACCCUAACCAUGACCAACCAAAGCCACCACCACCCGCGACCACCACCACCUACAACCUCACCACCAACCACCACCACCCACCCACCGUCGCCUCCACCCUUCACCGUCAACCGCCUCCACCACUCAUCACCACCUCCCCACCCACCACCAUCACCCCACCACCUACCACCACCACCACCCACAACAACUAUCCCCACCUACCACCAUCAUCUACCAACAACAUCACCACCCGCCUCCACCACUACCACCCACCUACGACCACAAUCUCACUCACUACCUACCACAAUCAUCAUAACCCCCUACCAUCACCCAUAUCACCACCCACCAACAUCAUCACCACCUACCACCAUCACCACCCACCACCUACCACCACCCACGACCACCUUCCUUCGCCCACCCAUCAACACCACCAUCGACCCACCCACUACCCAUGAUAGCCACCACACCCCUACCACUGACCCCCACCUAUCAUCCCCACCACCUAUCACCACAACCUACCUACCCACCACUACAACAUGUCACCACCCCCAAUACCCACCCUCACCUUUACCACCACCACUACCUACUACCUAG